UCCUCCAGUCUCGCCUGCGGCGGAUCAGACGGUGGGCAUGUUGGAAUCGCACACCUCAUGUGGACACACUCCAGGCUCCGGCUGCUGUCCGUUGGGGUUCACGAAGCCCCCAUGCCCCGAGCCCCGCUUAGCGACAGCCUCUGUCGCCUCUCGGCCUACCUGGAAGAGCUGGAGGCCGUGGAGCUGAAGAAGUUCAAGCUGUACCUGGGCGCGUUGCCGGAGGCUGAGGGGGGCAGGAUCCCCUGGGGGAAGCUGGAGCCAGCGGGGCCCCUGGACACUGCACAGCUGCUGGUGGCUCACUGCGGGCCGGGCGCGGCCUGGCCACUGGCGCUGGGCCUCUUCCAGCGCAUCCACCGGCGGGACCUGUGGGAGAGAGGACAGAGAGAGGACCCGGUGAGGGAUACUCCACCUGAUGGCUCAUCCUCACUGGAGAGCCAGUCAGUAUGUUGUCUGGAAGUCUUUCCUGGAACUCCAAGGAAAGAUCCCCGGGAAACCUACAAGGACUACGUCCGCAGGAAGUUUCGGCUGAUGCAAGACCGAAAUGCGCGCCUGGGGGAAUGCGUCAACCUCAGCCGCAGGUACACCCGCCUCCUCCUGGUGCAGGAGCACUCAACUCCCAUGUGGGCCCAGCAGAAGCUUUUGGACACAGGCUGGGGACAGGCAAGAGCCGUGGGGCACCAGGCCAGCCUCAUCCAGAUGGAGACCCUCUUUGAGCCGGACGAGGAGCGCCCCGAGCCCCCGCGCACUGUGGUCCUGCAGGGAGCGGCCGGGAUGGGCAAGUCCAUGCUGGCCCACAAGGUGAUGCUCGACUGGGCCGACGGGAAGCUCUUCCAAGGCAGGUUUGAUUAUCUCUUCUACAUCAACUGCAGGGAGAUGAACCAGAGCACCUCGGAGCAGAGCGCCCGGGACCUCAUCUCCAGCUGCUGGCCGGAGCCCAGCGUGCCCCUCCAGGAGCUUGUCCGAGUCCCCGAGCGCCUCCUGUUCAUCAUCGAUGGCUUCGACGAGCUAAAACCCUCUUUCCACCACCCUCAGGGCCCCUGGUGCCUCUGCUGGGAGGAGAAACGGCCCACGGAGCUUCUCCUCGGCAGCCUGCUUGGGAAGAAGCUGCUGCCUGAGCUGUCCAUGAUCAUCACCACCAGGCCCACGGCUCUGGACAAGCUCCAGCGCUUGCUGGAGCAUCCCAGGCACGUGGAGAUCCUGGGCUUCUCGGAGGCUGAGAGGCGGGAGUACUGCUACAAGUAUUUCCGCAACGCAGAGCAGGCCGCUCAAGUCUUCAGCUUCAUGAGGGACAACGAGCCCCUGUUCACUCUGUGCUUUGUCCCCAUGGUGUGCUGGGUCGUGUGCACCUGCCUCAAGCAGCAGCUGGAGGACGGGGGGCUCCUACGACAGACGUCCAGCACCACCACGGCCGUGUACCUGCUCUACCUCCUGAGUCUGAUGCAGCCCAAGCCGGGGAGCCCCACCCUGCACCCCCCGGCCAACCAGAGGGCGCUGUGCUCUCUGGCGGCGGACGGCGUCUGGAACCAGAAGAUCCUCUUUGAGGAGCAGGACCUCCGGAAGCAUGGCCUGGAUGGGGCAGAUGUCUCCUCCUUCCUCAACAUGAACAUCUUCCAGAAGGACAUCAACUGUGAAAAGUUCUACAGCUUCAUCCACCUCAGCUUCCAGGAAUUCUUUGCCGCCAUGUACUACAUCCUGGGCGCCGGGGAGCCCGGGUCCGGCCCAGAGCAGAGCGUGACGAGGCUGUUGGCGGAGUACGGGUUUUCGGGAAGGAGCUUCUUGGGGCUCACCGUGCGCUUCCUGUUUGGCCUCCUGAACGAGGAGACAAGGAGCUACCUGGAGAAGAGUCUCUGCUGGGAGGUCUCGCCCCGCGUCAAGCUGGAGCUGCUGGCCUGGAUCCAAAGCAAAGCUCGGAGCGAGGGCUCCACCCUCCAGCAGGGCUCCCUGGAGCUCUUCAGCUGCCUGUACGAGAUCCAGGAGGAGGAGUUUAUCCAACAAGCCCUGAGCCACUUUCGAGUGCUUGUCGUCGGCAACAUCACCACCAAGAUGGAGCACGUGAUUGCCUCCCUGUGCGUGAAAAACUGCAGGAACGCCCUGACCGUGCGCCUGCACGGGGCUGCCUACAGCCCGGAAGAGCACGAUGGCGGGAAAUGGACUUCCGGGCCCCAGGCGCUACCCGCACCGUCACCCGAGACGAACGUGUUGCCGGAUGCCUACAGCAAGCAGCUCGCUGCGGCUCUGAGCACGAAUCCACAUCUGCGGGAGCUGCUCUUGGACCGCAACGCCCUGGGCAGCCGGGGCGUGAGGCUGCUGUGUGAGGGGCUCAGACACCCCGGCUGCAAACUUCAGAACCUGAGGCUCAAGAGAUGCUGUGUGGCUCCCUCUGCCUGCCGGGACCUCGCGGCCGCCCUGAUGGCCAAUCAGAAUCUAAGAAGGAUGGACCUGAGCGGCAAUGGGCUCGGGCUGCCGGGUGUGAAGAUGCUGUGUCAGGGGCUCCGGCAUCCCAGAUGCAGGCUGCAGGCGAUUCAGUUGAGGAAGUGUGAGCUGGAGGCCGGCGCUUGCCAGGAGAUCGCCUCUGUGCUCAGCACCAAUCAGCAUCUAGUGGAGUUGGACCUGGCGGGGAAUUCGCUGGAGGAUUUGGGUCUGAGGCUGUUAUGCCAAGGCUUGAGGCAUCCGGUGUGUAGACUGCGGAUCCUGUGGUUGAAGAUUUGCGACCUUACUGCUGCUGCCUGUGAGGACCUUACGUCCGUCCUCAGUGUGAACUGCAGCCUGAGGGAGCUGGACCUAAGCCUGAAUGACCUGGGGGACCCCGGGGUGCUGCUGCUGUGUGAGGGCCUCAGGCAUCCCCAGUGUAGACUCCAGACCCUCCGGUUGGGCAUUUGCAGGCUGGGCUCGGCCGCCUGUGAGGGUCUCGGUGCUGUGCUCCAGGUCAACCCCCACCUACGGGAGCUGGAUCUGAGUUUCAAUGACCUGGGCGACAGGGGCAUGUGGCCGCUGUGCGAGGGGCUGGGACACCCCACCUGCAGACUCCAGAAAGUGUGGCUGGAUAGCUGUGGCCUCACACCCAAAGCUUGUGAGCAUCUUGCUUCCGCCCUGGGCGUCAGCCAGACCCUGACGGAGCUUUAUCUGACCAACAACGCCCUGGGGGAUACGGGGGUCAGGCUGCUGUGCAAAGGGCUGAGUCAUCCUGGCUGCAAACUUCGAGUGCUCUGGUUAUUUGGGAUGGACCUGAACAAAAUGACGCACAGAAAGCUGGAUGUGCUUCGGGGAACAAGACCUCACCUGGACAUUGGCUGCUGAAUGGCUCUAGCUCUCCUCUUGAAGGCAGAGCAGAGGAAGAGCAUCCCAGGACCCCGCUGGUCAACGGUGAUGAGCAGGCUCUCCUGUGCACUCCCACACAGGAUGGAUCCUUUCUGCUUGGGGACUGGGUCAAGGCAUCGUGGAGCCUGGGGCUUUAGUUUGGGGGAUGCUACGGUCAUGGACAGGACCUGAGGAUUCUUGAGCAGGGGCUCUAAGCCGAGGGCAAUUUUUGCACCCCUCCCUGGGACACUUGGCAAUGCCAGGAUUCUCCAAUGCUAGCGACAGCCCCCUACAGCCAGGCCUGCGGCCGAAAUGGCACUUGUGGCAAAAUUGAGGACUAGCGGUGCCAUGAGGGUGCUAGACAGUCUCGAAGGGCGGGCCGGGUGCCAGAGAAUACUGGUCAGGCCAGCAGCCCCGCCACCCACUCCCUUGCAGUCCUGCUUUGCACACAGUCCUGCCCGCUGGCUGGAUACCUCACCGGGAUUAGCCCCACUGUCGGCUAGCCUGUGACCUGUCCCAUGCUGCGGUGGACACGGGCAAAACCAGACUUUCCCUGUUGGGGACUGGAGAUAGGGAGACUCAGUCCAAGCCAGUUGAUUGAUCCCAGGGACGCCCAAGGACACCAUGCGUGUGCUGAAAUGAAGCCAUUAGCCUAAGACUGGAAUUUAGUAGGAAGCACUUGGGGCUUAUGGAGUUAACAGUGACCCCGGAGCCCAUGAAAGCCUGGAAAAGGAAGCUAACUCAGACUCGCAGACAUUCCUGUGGACAUCAGGGUCUCAUUAACACUUGACUCUUGAAACCAAGGCCUUUCCUUCCUGAGCGCCCUUGACUUGUCCUCCAGCCCCUUACAACCCCACAAACCAUGCCCCAGACCCUUUGCUGAAGCUGAACAAGGAGAAACCUGGCCCACUCACCACCCAGGCCCUUAGAUGGCCUCCAGGAAGACCUAUGCACGUCUGGGGAGUAGGCAUAUGUUAACAUGCCUUAGAAGAGUAAGGGUGGGAGUGGAUCCUGGUCUGACAAGGUCUAGAAUGCUGGGGCAAGACUGCUCCUUGGCGUGAGCCAAUUUCAGGCACAGCCCUCUAGGAGGCAAGUGUUGGAAAUGGAAGCUGCCCUGACACCCUUAAGAUCUUAGGAGCAACCAAGCUAGUGUUGGUUUGGUAGCAUGAACCCAAUCACUGAAGAACCCGCAAUUAGGCUUUUAUCUCUAAGAUACACCCUUUCCUUGUGAUUCUUUCCCAAUGUGCAACCCACUUUGGCUUUGCCUGUAGCCAAUCUGAAUGGAGGACACAUCACCCAUGUCCCUAUACUAUGGUGGGGAAGUCCAGGACUUUUCAGGGCUCAAUUGGUUUCUAAUGUUCUACAAAACCUGUUUUAAGGUCAAAGAUUUCCUUCACUGAAGGUGUACGCGGGGGGGGGGGGGGGGGGGGGGGGGAGCAGAGAUGAUACAGCCCUUCCCUCCCACAUUGCUGAAAAGCCAAGGGCCCAUUUUUAAACAAAGCCACAAACCCACACAAAAUCAUGGUUAUUUUUAUUGAAGUGUUUCACCAUUUGGAGAUGUUAAGGCUAAAAUAGGACCAGAGUGCCUGGGUGGCUGAGUCGGUUAAGCAUGUGGACUCGGUUCCAGCUCAGGUCCUAAUCCUCACGUUGCCUCGCAUCGGGCUGAGCUGCCAGAGCAGACCACGCUUGGGAUUCUCUGCCCCUCCUCUGCUCGUUCUCAAAGAACCUGAGCUAGGACUCAAUGUAGAAUAAAGGGGGUUAAGGCAUUCAGAGGGAAAA
This is a messenger RNA of Leopardus geoffroyi (Geoffroy's cat), 5076 nucleotides long. RefSeq names its product NLR family pyrin domain containing 12 (gene NLRP12). Gene Ontology annotation, biological process: negative regulation of inflammatory response; positive regulation of MHC class I biosynthetic process; negative regulation of canonical NF-kappaB signal transduction. NCBI's taxonomy places the organism in Eukaryota, Metazoa, Chordata, Mammalia, Carnivora, Felidae. The transcript is spliced from 10 exons. The record is from RefSeq and is a predicted model, not a curated record. The coding region runs from base 58 to 3297 and encodes 1079 amino acids. Gene Ontology annotation, molecular function: protein binding. Gene Ontology annotation, cellular component: cytoplasm.